AUGAAAAAGGAGUGUGUUUCGAGAUCUUUCAAACUCAAACAAAACCCUGGCUCCCUCUCGCGUGCUGUAAGCUGGAUAAAUUUCUCCUCCUUGUCAAGGCAGACAAAGAGAUUGUUUCGCAGCGAUGGUGAACUCUCCUCCAUGUGCGUGCAGCAGGUAGACGACGAUGAUGAGAACUGGACCUACAGGAGCCAGCAGAGAAAAGCGGUUUCCAACCUAGAUGAAGAGAGUAGAUGGACUGUGCACUACACCGCUCCGUGGCACCAGCAGGAAAAUGUCUUCCUGCCCUCCUCAAGACCACCUUGUGUGGAGGACCUGCACCGACAAGCCAAGCUGAACCUCAAGUCAGUACUGAGAGAGUGUGACAAGCUGCGUCGGGAUGGCUACCGGAGCUCACAGUACUACUCUCAGGGCCCUACCUUCUCCUCGUCCUCCAGCGCAAUCUGUGGAAGUUACCAGGAUGAUUAUGAAGAAAUUGAACAAAAGUGUCCCGUCUCUUCCUCAGAAGAAGAAAAGCUUAUUACCAUCAAAAGGCCUAAAACUCCAGUUUCAAAUGAGUUAUCAGAUAUUAACACCCAAACCAACUGGACUAAGUCACUCCCAUUGCCAACGCCAGAAGAGAAAAUGCGACAACAAGCCCAGGCAGUGCAAACAGAUGUGGUUCCUAUUAAUGUGACUGCAGUUGGCACUGGCCAAAGUGAUUUCCGAGGGCAUUCGAUGUAUGUCCCAGAUCACUGUUCCACGCUAGGGAGACUAGACAGCUAUCGCUCUGCUAUGCAGCGCUCUGAAACCAAGGACACCAGCUGCCAGACGGAGGAAGUUAAAGUUGUGCCCCCUUCGAUGAGAAGAAUACGCGCGCAGAAAGGACAAGGCAUUGCAGCCCAGAUGUCUCAGUUCUCCAGUUCAUCUGGAAACAUGUCAGUGAUGAGUGAUUCUGCUGCAGUUAUAUUUGCUUCUCGCCAAAACAGCGACAUAGGUUUUCACAGCUUGCCUCGGGCUGGUGCGAGAGUGUCUCUGCAGUCCCUAGAGCAGACACAGAGCAUCUCUAGGCAGACAGAAGACAUCGCUGGCACUUUACCCCACCAGAUAAGUAAAUUGCAAGUGGAUGAUAGCGUCGUGCAUCUGAGGAAUAAUCCCACGACGGGGACCCUGUCAAGGCCAAAGUCUCAAGAGGUGAGAAGCUAUGAUAGCGAAAAGUCCGCAAGCCCAGCAUGUGUGGUCUCUCCUCAUGCUACCUACUCAACAAGCAUCAUACCCAAUGCAACACUGUCAUCCUCCUCAGAAGUUAUCGUUAUUCACACUGCCCAGAGUGCUGGUUCAUUGGAUAGUAAAAUCACCAGCUCCACUGCCUACCCAAAGCCAAGAGACAAUCCUGUUGCCAGCAGUGCAGUAAGUGGGAAAGAAGAUCACCAUUCUUCAAGCGGUAACUGGAGUGAGAGUAGCUCCACACGUCACUCACAGACUUCAGAUACCAUCCCAUCUAAUACUGUCAUGAUGCUUUCUCUUGGUGACUCUGCUGUCUCUCUUAGCACUCCUGGAAAUGCGGAGUCUGGGUCUCAGAGCAUCAGCUACAGCUGUAGGAACAAUCUUGCUUUACCAAACCCUUCCCAGGACAGCGAUGGUAGGAGUGAAUCUAGCUAUUCAGGGGAGCGAGCACAAGCAGCAGUGAGCAGCACAGAGCAUUGGCUGUACAAGUCUGCAGAAAACAGUGAGACUCCUUCAUGCAAGGUGGUUUGUACCACACCAGGCUGUGCCACUCCCGGCAGCAACCUGAGCAGCAGCAGCCUGGAGAGGACUUCGGUCAGGGACGAUUCUACCUCUCUGUAUUCUGUGGACCACGAUGGUUAUUACGGUUCCGUGCAUAUGGACUCGGGACUGAAGUCAGAUAUGCCAUGCAAUAGUACUAAUGGUUUUGGGAACCCCAGAGACAGCGUGAUAAAUGUCUUUGAAGGAAAGGAGAAGAAACAUCAGGAUGACCAGUCAGGCCAAGGUGAGAAAUCCCUUGCAAGAAACAUCUCUCUGAAAAAGGCAAAGAAGCCACCUUUGCCACCAUCCAGAACAGACUCGCUCAGAAGGUUGCCCAAGAAAAAAGCCCAGUCUAAUGGACAGGUACUUGAUGAAACCCUCAUUGCCACCCUCCAGCAUUCUCUGCAGCUGAAUCUCAAGUGCAAAAAUGGCAGCUCCCCUUCCCAGAGCCCCUGCAGUGAUUAUGAGGAUCCCUGGGUGUUGCGCUCCCGCAGCCAAAGCUCGGUCAGUGCAAGCAGUAGCAUGAUGUCCACCACUGCUCCAAACCUGUACUCCAUCUGCACAGUCACUCCCUCUCAGAGUGAAACAAGUAGCAUCAAGUCGGAGUACGCCGACCAGUGGGGUUACUACAGCGACUAUGCCGCAGUGACAGAUGACCAGGUAAAAUCCUCAGUGACCCAUUCUGCCAGUACAUCAUCUGCUCUCAGCGAUUACAGCAUCAGCCACUUCAGUGAUGGCUCAAGGGCUUCUGUGCCACAAGUGCCCAGUGGACUGGCCAAACCAAAGAGCACUUCUCCAGAGAAAUCCCACCGAGUCACGUCGCCGUCGAGUGGGUACUCCAGCCAGUCCAAUACACCCACUGCGCUUACUCCAGUGCCUGUAGUUUUAAAAUCUGCAUCAUCAGGAAAUGGGAAGUCCAAGCUGAAGCCUAAAGUGCCUGAAAGGAAAUCCUCUCUUCUGUCUUCAGUCUCCAUGUCUUCAUCCUCCACUUCUCUUUCUUCGAAUACAUCUACUGAAGGGAGCGUGAGUGUGAAGAAAUUGGACCCCACCCUGAGCUCUCCUCCGGAUUCUGGAGCACCUCCGCCAACACCUCCUCUUCCAACACCUCCUCCGCAUUGCCCCGAACUUUCUCCUCCCCCUCCGCCUCCUCCUCCUCCUCCGGCAGAAGUCAUGGAUCUGUCAUCAUUGCCAGCCUCUCCCACGUUCCCCCCUCCUCCACCAGAAGCUGAUGUAAAUUCUUCCUUUGCCCAGACUGUCCCGUGGUUUCCGCAAGAAGCCUCCAUCAGUUCGUUCUCCUCCCCCGUUCCUCCUCCUUCUACUUUCCCCUUAGCUGUCCCGCCACCAGCACCACCUCUUGAUCCCAAACUAACAAAGGGUGCAACAAUAUACCCACAGUAUUCUUUUAAGAAACGUAACCAGGAAGAUUCUUGCUACUGUCCAGUGAAGCAGCCACUCAACAAGCAAGACCCGUCGAGACCUGUGAUGCCUUUAGUAACUACCAAAGCAUUGCAAAUGGUGCAGCUGAGGUCCGUGAAAAAAGCGACAGAAGGUGAGCCAUCACCUGAAUCUGCUUCUGAAACCACCUCUCAGGAAAAGGGUACUGUAAAUUCAUCAUCACAGUCUUCCCUAAAGCCAUCUCUCUCACUAAGACUCAGUAACAGCUUAGGCGAAGAGGAAAUGAAAACUCAAGGCACUUCAUUUAAAAACUCAGUUCAAACACUGGCUCGGGGUUCUCCUCUCAUUCUCUCUGAUAACGUACCUGUGCUUGACAGUGAUCGAAAGCCUGCAAGUGCAGUGGGUCUAAACAAGUCUUUUGAAGCUGAUUCACUGGGGACAGCUGCUGAAGACACGCCUGAGUCUUCGGUGCAGAGCGAAGAGCUCCAUUCUGGCGUGUCGCUUCAGGGGUCACCAGCAUCUCCCGACAAGACUCAGGUUAUACUGCCAAGCAAGAAACCACCUCCUAUUUCAAAGAAACCCAAACUGUUCCUUGUUGUACCACCUCCACAGUUAGAUUUUACAGUGGAGAAAAUAGCUGAAGUGAGUGAUGUUGUCAGAAGCACAUCAAGCCCAACUAAGGGAGACGCUGUGCUUGCACACUGCGAGGAGGCGAGAAAUUGUCUUACAGAUGGACUCAUUUCUAGCGAGAUGGACUCUGGCAGCCUGGUUCCUGAGGGAGGAGCUGCCGGAUUCACCUUCUCUGAGACAGCGGGAGCUAAUGCCUUUGUGGUGCAGCCUUCUGCAUCACCAGUUCAAGAAGAACCCAGGCAGGAGGAGCAGUCCGCUUUUGAUGAAGGAAGCAGUUCAGGCAGCAGCCAAGACAGCGGCAGCAACGCUGACGGGCACCUGUCUCAAGAGAACGAAAGUGCAGAGGUAUUUGAAUCAGAUACAGCAAAUAGUUCAUUCCUGCCGAGCAAUAGUUAUGGGGAAGAGACGGACGGAGUGGCAACACCAGCAAGACCAAGGACUACUGAGGAUCUUUUUGCAGCCAUUCACAGAUCCAAAAGGAAAGUCCUUGGCCGUAAAGAUUCUGAAGACGACCGUACCCGCAACCAUUCUCCAUCGCCCCCCGUAACUCCCACUGGUGCUUCCCCAACCUUAGCUACCCUCAAACAAGCCGGAUCAAUUCAGAGAAGCAUUCGCAAGAGCAGCACCAGCAACGACAACUUCAAAGCCCUGCUGCUGAAGAAGGGGAGCCGCUGCGACACCAGUUCCCGCAUGUCCGCGGCAGAGAUGUUGAAGAACACGGACCCGCGGUUCCACCGGACGAAGACGGAUGCCUCCCCUGACCUUUCCGACAGCCCUGCCAGCUGCUCACCCAGCAAGAGCAAACGGGCCCAGGAGGAGUGGGCCAAGAGCGAGGGCCUGAUGCCAAGGAGCAUGUCCUUCUCUGGCACUAGGUACGGCCGGUCACGAACACCCCCCUCUGCUGCCAGCAGCAAGUACAAUGUCCGCAACCGCAUCCAGAGCAGCCCCAUGACUGUCAUUAGUGAAGGAGACGGGGAAGUGGUGGAACAGUCAGAGGGCAGGGUCCGAAGGACUUUGGAAGAGCAGCAAGAGAGGCAGCUUGAUAUGUUUAACAGCGAUGAAAUGGACACGAAUGACUUUCCAUAUGCCGAGGAGGCCGGCUGCAAGGAGACCUUGGAUCCAACCCAUCUAGACUUAAUGACUCAGCCAGGUACUUCAAGGAAGUGUCUAAGCCCUUCAGCUGAAGAAAGUUAAAAGGCAGUGACAGAAGGCAUUGGAUAUUAGUCUAGAAAAUGACAGAGGACUAGAUUCCGGAAGAAAGCCCAGACCAGGACAAGUUUACUUUGCUGAGCAUUUAUUCCAUGAACUGCAUGUGUGUGUUUAAAUGCUAAAGCAAUGAUAGUUCUGCAUGGUUGUGUUGGGGAGGACUUGCUAUGAAUGAGUGGUCUGUGGCUUAAAGAAAGUUAACGGUUGAAUUUUUUGUGUAAAGCCUUAGAAGUCCUCUUGUGGGGGGGGAGUUUUCUCAGAGCCUGUAGGGGUGUGAAGUUUUUCUUUUUCUUGAGACUGCAAUUGUGCAAGCAAAAUUUAGGAAUAAGCCUGAAAAAAGAGGAAUGGGAAGGCUCCUGUGGUACAAGCUGGACAUCUGCUUCAAAAGCAUUGUAGUGGCGCAGCGCGUAGUGUGUUCAUUAAGCAGAGGGAGGCACGAUG
Molecule: messenger RNA, 5418 nt
Organism: Haliaeetus leucocephalus (bald eagle)
Lineage: Eukaryota; Metazoa; Chordata; Aves; Accipitriformes; Accipitridae
Gene: NHSL1
Product: NHS-like 1
Exons: 7
Coding region: 1-4965 (1654 amino acids)
Biological process (GO): cell differentiation
Source: RefSeq, a predicted model, not a curated record